Salvia miltiorrhiza (redroot sage) is the source of this 620-nucleotide messenger RNA. Its product is annotated as 60S ribosomal protein L30-like. Gene Ontology annotation, cellular component: cytosolic large ribosomal subunit. The transcript is spliced from 5 exons. Bases 181 to 519 code for a protein of 112 amino acids. Lineage: Eukaryota; Viridiplantae; Streptophyta; Magnoliopsida; Lamiales; Lamiaceae. Gene Ontology annotation, molecular function: structural constituent of ribosome; RNA binding. The record is from RefSeq and is a predicted model, not a curated record.
CGAAAGUUCAAAACUAAUUAAUUUUUUAGCCCAACUAAAUAUUAUACUCCAACUUCAACAGCAUAAUAUAUUUACGAGGCAGGCUUUCACUUUUAGGGUUUCAGCCUGUGCCUUUGAAUUCUAUAGUGUUCUCCACUUCUCCUGCUCGGCCGCCAAGCCCCAGCUCAACUCUUCGUAACAAUGGUGACCGCGAAGAAGACUAAGAAGACUCAUGAGAGCAUCAACAACAGAUUGGCUCUGGUGAUGAAGAGCGGGAAAUACACGCUUGGUUACAAGACCGUGCUCAAAACUCUCCGCAGCUCCAAAGGUAAAUUGAUACUGAUCUCGAACAACUGCCCGCCGUUGAGGAAAUCGGAGAUUGAGUAUUAUGCCAUGCUCGCCAAAAUUGGAGUUCACCACUACAAUGGAAAUAAUGUCGAUUUGGGCACAGCUUGUGGAAAAUACUUCCGCGUUUCAUGCCUCAGCAUUGUUGAUCCAGGUGACUCGGACAUCAUCAAGUCGUUACCCAGUGAACAUUGAGAAGAGUAUGUGUUGUAUUUGCCUUUUCUAUUUCUUGUUAUGCUUUCUAUUUCAAUUUGUAGAACAUUUGGGAAUCGCUAUAAAGUUUUUUGACCGUGGAA